GCGCUCGGUUUUAAGAGCUUUUAAAAACCGCAGGCCCUGAGAACCAUCCUAAAACCCCGCGCGUCCCGGACGCCGAGCCUCGGCGCGCGCGCACGAGCUCCCACCGCCGCGUCGCCCGGCGCGAUGAGCCGCCUCGCGCCCUGGACCUGCGCGGGGUGCGGCAUGGACCAAAGCGACGGGUCGCCGCCGCACGCGCACCCGCUCUACCCGCAGGCGCCCGUCUGCGGGUCGUGCCUCGCCACCUACAACCUGGGCGAGUUCGAGGUGCGGGGCGGCCACGAGAUCUUCUGCCGGCUCUGCGGGAACGGCGGCGACCUCUUCCUGUGCGACGCGUGCCCGCGGGGCCUGUGCGUGGACUGCGUCGGGCGCACGCUGGGCCCGAGCUACGCGGCCCGCGAGGGCCGGUCCGACGCCGAGUGGCGCUGCUUCGAGUGCGACGAGAAGAAGCUCGCGGAGGCCGCGCGGCGGAAGCGGUGGCGCGGCAUCUUCGAGGCGACGGACAGGUGGCGCCGGGGCCAGCUGCGGCCCGCGAAGCAGCAGAAGACGGCGUCGGAGCGCCGGGCCGCGCGCGAGGCCGAGGAGCUCCGGCGGAAGCGCGCCCAGGCGGAGAAGCGCCGCGAGGCCGAGCUCCGGCGGCAGGAGAAGGAGUGGCGCGUGCUCAUCAGCGACGUGUCCAACGGCAUCGAGCGCGUGCCCAUCCGCGUCGUCGGCGCGACGCACGGCCCCCUGCCCGAGCCCUUCUCCUACGUGCGCGAGAACAUCCCCCACGGCGACUUCCAGCCGUCGGACGACCCGGCGUUCCGCGCGUGCUGCGACUGCGCCGACGGCUGCGCGGACCCGACGAGGUGCGCGUGCGUGCGGCGCACGGGCGACCGCCGCGCCUACGACGACGACGGCUGCGUCGACUGGGCCAACGAGUUCCCCGCGAUCUACGAGUGCAACGCGUCCUGCGCGUGCCGCGACGGGCCGGGCGGCUGCAAGAACCGCGUCGUCGGCGCCGGGCUCACGCUGCCGCUCGAGGUCUUCCGCUGCGACGCGCGCGAGCGGGGCUGGGGCGUGCGCUGCACGCGGACGAUCCCCGCGGGCUCCUUCGUCGCCGUCUACUGCGGCGAGCUCCUGACGGACGAGGAGGCGGACGCGCGGGGCCGGACGCGCGGCGACGAGUACCUCUUCAACAUGGACUGCUACCAGAUCGACGCCGCGCGGCCCCAGACGUCCAAGUCCGACGACCUCUUCGAGCUCCACGGGCCGCCGGAGCAGUCGUCGGCGUCGUCCGCGGCGACGCCGCCGGAGCCGUCGCCGCCGCCGUCCGCGGCGACGGACCCGGCGUCCUCCCGGACGCCCGCGACGCCGACGGCGUCGAAGCGGCCCGCGGCGCUGUCGCCGACGCCCCUGCGCGCGACGCCGCGGCCGCCGCGGGCCGACGGCCUCGACGCGCCCGUGUGCCUCGACGCGAAGUGGUACGGGUCCGUGGGCCGCUACUUCAACCACUCCUGCGAGCCGAACAUGGCCAAGCAGAUGGUCUUCGUCGACUCCCAGGACGUGCGCACGCCGAAGAUCGCCUUCUUCGCGCUCUGGGACAUCCCGCCGAAGACGGAGCUCACCUACGACUACGGCUACGAGGUCAACCAGGUCCACGGCCGGUCGCUCGCGUGCAAGUGCGGCGCGGAGCAGUGCCGGGGGCGGCUCUACUAA
Molecule: messenger RNA, 1695 nt
Organism: Aureococcus anophagefferens
Lineage: Eukaryota; Pelagophyceae; Pelagomonadales; Pelagomonadaceae
Exons: 1
Coding region: 124-1695 (523 amino acids)
Cellular component (GO): nucleus
Molecular function (GO): zinc ion binding; protein binding; histone methyltransferase activity
Source: RefSeq, a predicted model, not a curated record